Molecule: messenger RNA, 3673 nt
Organism: Limanda limanda (common dab)
Lineage: Eukaryota; Metazoa; Chordata; Actinopteri; Pleuronectiformes; Pleuronectidae
Gene: pex6
Product: peroxisomal biogenesis factor 6
Exons: 20
Coding region: 1-3210 (1069 amino acids)
Biological process (GO): protein import into peroxisome matrix
Cellular component (GO): cytosol; peroxisomal membrane
Molecular function (GO): ATP binding; ATP hydrolysis activity
Source: RefSeq, a predicted model, not a curated record
AUGGCGGCCCCGGUGCAGGUGUGUUGUGUGGACUCCCUCCCUCCGCACCUGAGUCCUCUGGACGCGUUAAUGUUCGAGUCCGACCUGGACGCGCUGUUCCACAGUGACACGCAGCCUCCCACCGUGCUGUUCAGCCCGCAGCGGCCUCAGGGCAGCGGGGGGUCCGGCAUCCUGCUGCGGGUCCACCCGCUGCCCGAGACCCGGGACCCCGCGGGGGACCGACACGUCCCCGGAGCCGAGUCCCGGAGCGGCGGCGUCCGGCUGCUCGUCAGCCGCUUCUUCCUGCGGCACCACGGGCUCCAGCGGCUGGGCUGCACCGGGACGGUCCGGGCCCUGGAGCCGCCGGUCUGCCUGGACCGAGUGGUGCUGGGAGCCCGCAGCAGAGAGAGCCUCCGCCGGGCCGGAGCGGAGCACUUCACCGCCCGGCUGCUGGAGCUCUGCCGCCCGGGCCAGUGGCUGCUGGCCCGGCAGGGAGACCCGCUGCUGCUGCCCGGAGCCCCGGAGCCCCGGACCCCCGGAGAGGAGCCGGGACAGCAGCCGCUCGUGGACCUGGUGGUGCUGGCGUGCAGUCCCGUGUCACAGGGCCGGAUCACAGCCGACACGGCCCUGGUUCUGACCGACUGCUGGGACCCGGUGGCCCCCCCGGUGGCCCCCCCGGGCGCCCCCCCGCCCUGCACGCCGCUCAGUCUGAGCUUUUCAGAUUUCGCUCAUUACGCCGACAGCCUCGGGGGGGGGCGCUCUCUUCUGGACAGCAGGAAGCUGCUCGGCUCGGAGUUCCCGGACGUCCUGCGGGCGCUGGAGUGCCGGGUGGACGUGCUGGUGGCGGACGUGUCCCGGUGGUCGGGGGUCAGAGGUCAGCAGGGGGCGGCGGUGGACGUGGACAACUGCGUGUUCGUGAGCAAGCGGCUGCUGCUCCGCCUCGGGCUGUUUAACCACGAGUGGGUGGAGCUGUGGAGGGCGGGAGGAGCCUCGCGCCCUCCGACGGGUCAGAUGGACGCCAGGGGGGGCGGAGCCGGCCGAGAGCGGCUGGUUUCUGUGGUGGCGGUGGAUUCCACCCAGAGUCCAGAUCUGCAGAACCCGGAUGAAGUCGGUUUCAUAUCAGCGAGUCUGUGGUUCAACCUGAGCGGGGGGGAAGUGCUUCCUGUGAGCAGCCUCACGCUGAGGGUGAAGAGGUGGAGACCGGCGCCUCCGGAGGUCGGGGGGGGGGGCUCGGACACUUCCUGUCGCUCAGCGUCUCCUGCGUGGGCCACUGAGCUUCACAUCCAGCCGGUGGCGUCUCUGCUGACCGACAGCCGGGGGGGCUGCGGCGACGCCCUCCUGUCGGAACACUUCCGAACUCCCAGACUGGUUUCACUGGGAGACGUCUUAUCGGUUCCCACUGAGAACCAUCCCGACCUGCUGGAGAACAACUGUGACGGCAUCUACAGGUCUCCUGUGCUGUUCUUCAAAGUGCAGAAGGUGUGUCCAUCUGCAGAGGAGGGAGGAGGAGGAGGAGGGGGAGGAGCUCUCCUGGCCGACAGAAUGCACACCUCCCUCUACAUGGGAGCGUCCACUACCAGCCCCGCCCCCUGCAGCCGGGUGGAGCCAGGGUCUCUGUGGAGCAGCGUGUCUCCUCCCGGCCUGGACGGCAGCGUGGAGCUCCUCAGCAGCAUCAUCCUGCCGCACCUGCAGCUCAGCAGCUCUCUGCCCGGUUGCACCGUCCUCCUCCACGGCCCGGCAGGAAGUGGGAAGGUGACGGUGGUCAGCGCGGCGAGUCGCAGGCUGAACCUCCAGCUGCUGAAGGUGGACUGUGUGAGCGUGUGCGCCGACACGCCUGCCGCCGCCGAGGUGAAGCUGACCUCGUUGUUCCAGCGAGCCGCCGCCCUGCAGCCCUGCGUCCUGCUGCUCAGGAACCUGCAGCUGCUGCUCCGCCCCCGAGGGGAGGAGGACGCCAGGGUCCAGGCCGCGCUCCGCCACCUGCUCAGCAGCGCCCCCAUCAGCGUGGUGGUGGUGGCGACCGUCUGCAGACCUCGGGACCUUUCCGCGGGUGUUGUGACAGCGUUCGUCCACCAGGUGUCACUAGAGAGCCCCAGUGAAGAGCAGCGGCGCUCCAUGUUGUUGAGCCUGAGCCGAGACCUUCACCUGGGAAGAGACGUGAGCCUGGAGGGACUCUCCAAACUCACAGCGGGUUUUGUGUUGGGAGAUCUCCGGGUCCUGCUGGCGGAGGCCGGCCGAGCUGCCUGCAGGAGGCUGAGUCACACCUGUGCUGGCCGGCGGGAGGAGGACCUGUGCUCCAGCGGAGUGAGCGUCCUGAACCAGGACUUCACCUGCGCCCUGGAGACGCUGCAGGACGCCCAGUCCAACGCCAUCGGAGCCCCGAAGAUUCCUAACGUGCGGUGGGAGGAUGUCGGAGGUCUGCAGCAGGUGAAGAAAGAAAUCCUGGACACGAUCCAGCUUCCUCUGCAGCGUCCGGAGCUCCUGGCUCUGGGCCUCAGCCGGACCGGGGUCCUGCUGUACGGACCCCCGGGGACAGGGAAAACCCUGCUGGCCAAAGCCGUGGCCACCGAGUGCUCCAUGACCUUCCUCAGUGUCAAAGGUCCAGAGCUCAUCAACAUGUACGUGGGUCAGAGUGAGGAGAACAUCAGAGAAGUGUUCAGCCGAGCGCGCUCAGCAGCUCCGUGCGUCGUCUUCUUCGAUGAGCUGGACUCGCUGGCUCCCAGCAGGGGGCGCAGUGGAGACUCUGGAGGAGUGAUGGACAGAGUUGUGUCUCAGCUGCUGGCCGAGCUGGACGCGCUGCCCCCGACCGCCGGGGUCUUUGUGAUCGGAGCCACGAACCGUCCAGACCUGCUCGACCAAUCACUGCAGAGGCCUGGCAGGUUUGAUAAGUUGGUUUACGUUGGAAUCAACGAGGAUCGAGUCUCUCAGCUUCAAGUUCUUCAGGCCAUCCUCAGGAAGUUCCAGCUGGACCCGGCGGUGAACCUGGAGGAGGUGGUGGAGAGUUGCCCCGCCCACAUGACCGGCGCCGACCUCUACGCUCUGUGUUCCGACGCCAUGACGGGCGCCAUCAAGAGGAAGAUCGCUCUGAUCGAAGAAGGUGUGGACUCGGAGGACUCACCUGUCGUUCUCUCCGCUGACGACUUCUCUGCAUCGUUAGAAAACUUCCGACCCUCGGUUUCCGAACAGGAGCUGCUCCGAUACGCAAACAUCCGACAGAAACUCAGCGUGACGUAGAAUCACAGGAAAAUAAGAAAGAUGCUGCUGCUGUAAAAAUUAUCUCUAAAUGUAAUUAAAUCAUUUUAUGAAAUCAAUAAAAACGAGAAAAGAUGCAGAAGAUCAGUUUAUUGAACCUGAAUUGCAGUUACCUGGUUCUGCCACUAGGAGCCUUUUUACAAAUAAUCAGCUAUAAUAAUCUUCUGUCAUAGUGACUCAACUUUCACUAUAGAACCACUGCUGAUGACAUAAAGAACAUAGAGAGGUAAUGAGGACUCAGUCUUAAUGUCCUAGCUGCAGUAGUAGUUACACUUCAGGUAUAAUUGUCCCUUCAAUGGUUUUGUUGUUUGGAACCUUCCAGAGUUUCUCUUUGCUAGCAUCAAGCUAACAGCUAAAUGCUACUUUAACUAAAUCUGACAACUGUAACAUGUAAAACUAAAGUUAGCUGAGAUGUGUAAUGAUGAUAAAUGUGUUUUACAUCUGA